Molecule: messenger RNA, 3385 nt
Organism: Hippocampus comes (tiger tail seahorse)
Lineage: Eukaryota; Metazoa; Chordata; Actinopteri; Syngnathiformes; Syngnathidae
Product: laminin subunit alpha-5-like
Exons: 19
Coding region: 243-2933 (896 amino acids)
Source: RefSeq, a predicted model, not a curated record
GAACGAAACUGUCUUCUGUGUCCUCUCCUUCCCGCAUUCAGGUGAGCGUUCCUGUGAAGUUCAAUGGCGCAUCAGGCAUUCAGGUGCGCACCCCUCCCAACCUGGCAGACCUAGCGUCCUAUACCUCCCUCAAGUUCUACAUCACGUUGCCCGAAGCAGCGCGCUCACGCCGACAGGACGAUGGCGCCAAGCAGUUUGUCUUCUACCUCGGCAACAAAGAUUCCUCGAAGGACUUCCUGGGAAUGGCGCUGGAGGGGAAGAGGCUGCGCUGGUACUUCAACAUCGGAGGUGAAACGGCAGAUGUGUUGAUGUCUGAGGAGGUCCAGUCCAAUGGCAAUUUUAACAGUGUGGUCCUGGAGAGGAUCCUGCAGUAUGGUCAAAUGUCCAUGUCUUCGGAGGCUUCUGAAGGCGAGCAGAGGGUCACCAAAGCCUACGUGGAGGCGGGAGGAGAUCAAGGGCUUCUCAAUCUUUUGACCAGUGACACCGUCUUCUAUGUGGGGGGAUACCCCACUACUUUUAAGCCCCCUCCCCCGCUAGCUCUGCCCAGCUUUAGAGGCUGCAUGGAGUUGGACACUCUCAAUGAGGAAGUGCUCAGCUUGUAUAACUUUGAGGAAAUCUUCCAGGUGAACACCACGCAAGAGAAGCCAUGCGGCAGGUCCAAGCCAACGCUAACACAGGCCUGGGUGAACGACGCCGCUUAUUUCGACGGCACCGGCUUCGCCGAGAUCUCCUUCAGCGAUGAGUCAGCGCGCAUGCAGCGCUUCGAGCAGGAAGUCAAGCUGAUCUCCCACAAAGGGAUUUUGUUGCUGCUUCAAAACAAAGACCAGUUCCUGUGUCUGGCCGUGGUCCGAGGCCACUUGAAGGCUUUCUUCCAGUUAAGCGGUGAGAUGGAGGAGUUCCAGCCCAAGGAUCCCACUUCCCCGCUCCUGAGGGUCAGCGACGCCAGUCCCAAUGUGCUGGAGAUAAUCAUCCUACGAUCUCCGCCGUACCGAGUGGUAGUGAGGAGCAACCGCAUCCAACUCUUCACGCACGUUUUCUCUGAGAACAUCCCAGCCUUUGGACGCACAUAUUUUCUGGGAGGAGUCCCCGAACACAAUAUGCCAGACAGGUUGCGGCCCUUGUUUCCCGAGCAGGGCUCUCUAAAGGGAUGUUUCCGAAACGUCAAGGCCCAAAAUUCCCACAUCGACCUGAAGAGGAUGAAAAGCUCUGGAGUCAGUUUUGGAUGUGACAGUGACUUGCUGGUGGCUCGUGAGGCUCACUUCUCGGGUCAGAGCUACCUGGACCUGGCGCUGAGCAACGUUCCUGGACUCAGGAGCAACUUCUAUGCCAGCUUCAGCUUUAGGACAGAGUACAAGGACGGACUCAUGUUCUUCCAUCACGACAAGGACGGCAUUUGCCAGGUGUUCCUGAAUGAAGGUCACGUGGUGGUGAGAGCAGGCAACACCGAGGUGAAGACACAGAAGACGUACAACGACAACAACAGCCAUUACGUGGCCAUCUACAACAACAUCAACAGAGUGCGUGUUUAUAUGAAUGACGUGCUGGAGAAGUCCAAGGAGGGGCUCUGGCUGGACACCAGGGGCCAUGGUUUGGCCAGCUUGGAGGGGCGCACCUUCUUGGGGGGCACGCCCGAUCAGGGCCUACGCAACCUGACAGGAUGCAUCAGCAAUGUCUUCAUCAGGAGGGAGACCAGUCCUCAGAUGGUGGUGAAUCUGCUGAAGGUCAGAGAAAAUGUCAAUGUUCCUCUCAACUGUCCUGCCACCACAAAGCCUCAGCAGAUUGUGUCCGUGCCACCCAAACACAACAGCAAGCCCAAGGGAAAAAACAAGAAGCUGUCAGGGUCACGUAGUCGCAACACCAGGGAGUCGUGCCAGGACGUGCUGCUGGAGCAGGAAUUGGGAGCAGUGCAAUUUAGCGGCUCAGAGCUAAGCUACCAACGCUUCGACUCAGUUCCUGCUUCCCUGAGCAUCAAGCCUCACAUCUCACUUACCGUAAAGAUCAACUCAUCGGAAGGUUUGAUCCUCUACACGUCGGGCGGCGUCCUGUCGCUGGCCGUGUCGGAGGGUCAUUUGGUGCUGUCUCUGGGAAGGAAGAGGAAGGUUGGCCUGCGCAGCCGCGCCAAGAUGGACGACCAUCAAUGGCACACGGUGUUCAUUAAGCGUGACGCGGAUAAAGUCAGUAUGAUCGUGGAUGGGAUCAGCGCUCAGUCCAGGAAGAUUCCUGCAGGAGAGCGCACGCGUAUCAGUGCUCCGUUAUUUGUGGGAGGAAUGCCACAGCAAUCUCCAAUGUCUGACGCCCACUCUGGCUUUACUGGCUGUGUCCGUGACCUAACGCUGAACGAGAGCCCCGCGGGAAGUCCCUCCCACAGCCAAGGCGUGGUCCCUUGCUUCCAGAAGCCUGUGCAGCCCGGUGCCUUCUUCACAGGAGAGGGAGGACAUGUAGUUGUCGGUGAACUGCUAGUCCUGGGUGGCGACCUGGAGGUCAGACUGCAAGUGCGUCCGGUGUCCGACUCUGGGCUGUUGUUACAGGCUGGGACGAUGUCUGGCCAGCAUCUGACAUUGACGCUGCGCAGAGGAGAGGUGACGCUCUCUAUGAACAGCGGCAAAGGUGAUGUCUUCUUGUCGUUGGCACCAGAAGAGGCACUCUGCAACGGACGCUGGCACACCAUCGCAGUGGUGAAGAAGAAAAACGUCCUGCAGCUCCAUGUGGAUGCAGACAGUCAACGUGGUGCCGGACCCAAACGUGGCCGUUCAGCAGUGGCCAGAGAAGUGGUUUACCUCGGAGGAGUUCCUGAUGGCGGUACUGCAACACCAGGCCUGCCCGCCUUCCACGGCUGCAUCCGUCAUGUGACCGUCAAUGGUCGCCCCUCUCCAUUCAACAAAGCUCUGUCCGUUCGGGGCGAAGUGGGGACACACGGCUGCCCUAUUGAUUAGCACAAACACACGUGUUUAUGCAUUCUUAGGUUCACAUUCCAUGGGUGCAAAUGGUGGUGGGUGGCGUUUGACGAAUUAAUUUAUAUCUAUUAGAAUAUUUAUUGUCUGUUUUGUAUUUGAUAUCUCCAGGGUGCUCCAAAGUGUGCGUGCACUUGCAUUUACACUACAAUCACUUUCACCUGCACACUGAAAUGAUCUUAGCAUAUAUGAUAUCAAUGCAACGUAUCAUUGCAAUUCACAGAUACCUCGUACAUACUUGAUGUUCUUGUGAUAUCAUUGCCGUAUUCGACAGACUACAUCUCGACACUACUUUUAGCUGGAAUUGGGCAGGAUCACAUGAUGUGAGCAUGUGCGGUGCGUUAAACUUUCAUGUAUUCACUUUUGUUUCAUGUUAUGCUCUCCUAACCACGUUCACCUUUUGUUUUUGCAUGUACUUUGGAAUUAAAUUUGUA